Molecule: messenger RNA, 3339 nt
Organism: Symphalangus syndactylus (siamang)
Lineage: Eukaryota; Metazoa; Chordata; Mammalia; Primates; Hylobatidae
Product: zinc finger protein 532-like
Source: RefSeq, a predicted model, not a curated record
AUGGGGAUACAGAGAGAAAGAGGAGACACUCCAGAAAGACCUGCAGGUGGGGAGUACCAGGUUGAAACCAAGGACACCUUCCUGGAGGAGCUGCUGUUUGAGCCAGCUCUGAGAACAGGUGGGGACAGGACUGGAGAGGAGGAGGGGGUCCCCUAUGAGCAGAGACUGGCCACCACCCCAUCUAACACCCCCACAGGGCCUCUGUGGCAUCCCUGUCCAGUCCCUGUCACCACCCAGUUUUUCCCUCUGGACCUAGGAAUUCAAAGUAAGCAAGGAGAUCCGCUGCUCCAGUUGGCUGCAAAUAAUUACAACCUUGAGCCCAAGCAGCACUUUGGGUCCUGGUUUGGGACCAUGAAGCGGCUCGUUUGUUUGACUGUAUAUGAAAUUCUUGGCCUCCUCGGCAUUGCGCCAUCAAAGACAAAGUUGUCCUCCCACUUCUCGUCCUGCAUUGCUGCCAUCACAGCUCUCAGCACUAAAAAGGUGGCUUCAGACUCCUCCAAAGAACAAGUGGCCAAUUCGAGGGAAUCCUCCCCAUUACUAAAAGAAAUAAACGACAGUCCGAGAGCCGCUGCCAAGUCUCCUGAAUCCCGGAAUCUCAUCGACGGGACAAAAAAACCAUCCCUAAAGCAACCGGAUAGUCCCAGAAACAUCUCAGAGAACAGCAGCAAGGGAACCCAGUCCUCUCCUGCAGGAUCCACACCAGCAAUCCCCAAAGUCCACAUAAAAACCAUUAAGACAUCUUCUGGGGAAAUCAAGAGAACAGUGACCAGGGUAUUGCCAGAAGUGGAUCUUGACUCUGAGAAGAAACCUUCCGAGCAGAUGGCGUCUGUGAUGUCCUCUGUGACAUCCCUUCUGUUGCCUCCAGCAUCAGCCACCGCCAUUUCCUCUCCCCCCAGGGUGCCUCUCCAGUCUGCAGUGGUGACCAAUGCAGUUUCCCCUGCAGAGCCCACCCCUAAACAGGUCACAAUCAAGCCUGUGGCUACUGCUUUCCUCCCAGUGUCUGCUGUGAAGACAGCAGGAUCCCAAGUCAUUAAUUUGAAGCUCGCUAACAACACCACGGUGAAAACCACGGUCAUACCUGCUGCCUCUGUCCAGAGUGCCAGCAGCACCAUCGUUAAAGCUGCCAAUGCCAUCCAGGAGCAAACUGUCAUGAUGCCAGCAUCCAGCCUGGCCAAUGCCAAACUUGUGCCAAAGACUGUGCACCUUGCCAACCUUAACCUUCUGCGUCAGGGUGCCCAGGCCACCUCUGAACUCUGUCAAGUGCUAACCAAAACUCAGCAACAAAUAAAGCAGGCAAUAAUCAAUGCAGCAGCCUCACAACCCCCCAAAAAGGUGUCUGGAGUCCAGGUGGUGUCGUCCUUGCAGAAUUCUGUGGUUGAAACUCUCAACAAGGUGCUGAGCAGUGUCAAUCCAGUCCCUGUUUACAUCCUAAACCUCAGUCCUCCUGCCAAUGCAGGGAUCACAUUACUGAUGCAUGGGUACAAGUGCUUGGAGUGUAGGGACUCCUUUGCACUGAAGAGUCUGACCCAGCACUACGACAGAUGGAGCAUGUGCAUCGAAGUAACAUGCAACCAUUGUACAAAGAACCUCGUUUUUUACAACAAAUGCAGCCUCCUUUCCCAUACCCAUGGGCAUAAGGAGAAAGGGGUAGUAAUGCAAUGUUCCUACUCAAUUUUAAAGCCAGUCCCAGCAGGUCAAAUGACAGUUUCUCCAUCAAGCAAUACUUCUUCUUCAUCUUCCACUCUUCAGAGCCCUGCGGGAGCUGGCAUACACACUGUCACAAAAAUUCAGUCUGGCAUAACUGAGACAGUCAUAUCGGCUCCUUCAAGCACUCCCAGCACCACAGCCAUGCCCCUAGAUGAAGACCCCUCCAAACUGUGUAGACAUAAUCUAAAAUGUUUGGAGUGUAAUGAAAUCUUCCAGGACAAGACAUCGCUGGCUACGCUUUUCCAGCAGGCUGCAGAUAUGAGUGGACAAAAGACUUGUACUAUCUGCCAGAUGCUGCUUCCUAAUCAGUAGAGGAUCCAUCAGCACAAAUCUCCCUACACCUGCCCUGAGUGCAGGGCCAUCUGCAGGUUGGUGCACUUCCAGACCCACGUCACCAAGAACUGUCUACACUACACAAGGAGAAUAGGAGAACCAAAAAUAAUAUGUAAGUGUUCCAUGUGCAACACUGUGUUCACCCUGCGAACCUUGCUGUAUCGCCACUUUGACCAACACAUUGAAAACCAGAAGAUGUCUGUUUUCAAGUGUCUAGACUGUUCUCUUUUAUAUGCACAGAAGCAACUUAUGAUGGACCAUAUCAAGUCUAUGCAUGGGACAUUGAAAAGUAUUGAAGGGCACUUGGGUGUAAACUUGCUUUUGAGCAUUAAGCCUGCAACUUAUAAUUCAGCAUAUCAGAACAAAGAGGACAGCAAAUCCAUGAAUGGGAAAGAGAAAUUGGAAAAGAAAUCUCCAUCUCCUUUGAAAAAAUCAAUGGAAACCAAGAAAGUGGCCAGUCCUGGGUGGACGUGUUGGUAGUGUGACCGCCUGUUCAUGCAGAGAGAUGUGUACAUAUCCCACGUGAGGAAGGAGCAUGGGAAGCAAAUGAAAAAACACCCCUGCUGCCAGCGUGACAAGCCUUUCAGCUCGUCCCACAGCCUGUGCUGGCACAACCGGAUCAAGCACAAAGGCAUCAGGAAAGUGUAUGCCUACUCACACUGCCCAGACUCCAGAGGUACCUUUACCAAACGGUUGAUGCUGGAGAAGCAUGUCCAGCUGAUGCACGGCAUCAGCGACCCUGACCUGAAAGAAAUGACAGACACCACCAAUGAGGAGGAAACAGAAAUAAAAGAAGAUGCCAAGGUCCCCAGCCCCAAGUGGAAGUUGAAAGAACUGGUUCUGGAGUUCAGGCCUCCAAGAGGAGCAAUCACUCAACCACUGAAAAAGCUGAAAAUCAAUGUUUUUAAGGUUCACAAGUGUGCCAUGUGUUGCUUCACCACCGAAAACCUGCUGCAGUUCCACGAACACAUCCCUCAGCACAAAUCGGAUAGUUCUUCCUACCAGUGCCGGGAGUGUGGCCUCUGCUAUAUGUCUCACGUCUCUCUGUCCAGGCACCUCUUUGUUGUACACAAGUUAAAGGAACCUCAGCCAGUGUCCAAGCAAAAUGGGUCUAGGGAAGAUAACCAACAGGAGAACAAACCCAGCCACAAGGACGAAUCUCCCAAUGGCGUCAUGUCAGACAGAAAGUGCAAAGUGUGCGCAAAAACUUUUGAAACUGAAGCUGCCUUAAACACUCAAAUGCAGACACAUGGUAUGGCCUUCAUCAAAUCCAAAAGGAUGAGCUCAGACGAGAAAUAG